AUGGUAAACUAUUUCAAAUACUUUAAUGAAAUAUUAACAAAGAGAUAUAAGUGUUUAAACAAAUGGUUAAUUGAAAAAGGGAAAAAUUCGUAUAGCAUAAAAAUUAUUCACAAGUCAGGUAAAAAAAAUGAAGUGAAGGUAUAUGGAAAUUCACCAAAUAAAAUAAAAAAAAGGGAGAAGGAAAAGGAGACAUAUGAUGACAUGGAUGAUGCUAAUACAUUAUUGAAGAAGAAAAAAGAAGAUAGUUUAAUAGGUAUAAAAAAUGAUUUAUAUAAAAUAAAAAGUUGUAAGUCUAUUUUUUAUGAAAGUGAAAAAAUUAUAAAAUGUGAAAGUGGUGCAGGUGGAGAUGGCACGGUGAGUUUUAAAAAAUUUAAAAGAAAAAUUUUGGGGUCAUUAGGUAUACCUAAUGGUGGAAAAGGAGGAAAUGGUGGAAAUAUAUAUUUGUGUUACUCUGAUUUUAAGGGGCAUAAAUAUAAAAAUAAAAGACGAAAAAAUAAUAAAGAAAAUAAAUAUAUAUAUGUGAACAACUUAAGCGAACUGCCGUGUGUUUUAUCAGCAACGAAUGGGAGAAAGGGGAAAGUCAAUCAGCUAAGGGGAAAUAGCGGAACAAACAUUUAUGUAUAUCUAAAUAAAAUGUGUCACGUGUACAAGCUCGUUUCUUCCUUUAAAGGUGGGAGUGCUGAGGAUAGCCAUGAAACGGAUGGGAAUGCCCGCGAUAGGGAUAACCAUAAUGGUACGGAUAACUGUAACGUCAGCGAUAGUGAUAACUAUGACUAUAGCUAUAGCGAUAGGGAUAACCAUAAUGAUAAAGACAAGAGCGCUAAUAACGCAAAGGGCGAGUUGGAAAACCGUGCUUACAUAUUGAAAAGCAGAACAAAAAGAAGUAAAUUAUUGGAUCUGUCAGUUGGCGGUAAUAGGGAGAAUAUCCAUUCAGUGAAGAACAAUAAGAAUAACAUAGGAACUGAUAAUGUGAGAGAUUACAAUGUAAAUUAUGUUAAGUAUAAUUAUGAAGAGAAUGUGUAUAAUGCUUUAAAAAGAGAAGACCCCAUUUAUAUUAAAAGAAAUAAGCACAUAAUAAAAGAAAUAAUGUGCUUGGAUGAAAAAAUAAGAAAAGAAAUUUAUAUAGGUUUUUUAAGUGAAAAUAAUAAUUGUAUGUUAAUUUGUAAAGGGGGAGAAGGAGGUAAAGGAAAUAAUAUGCAGAAUACUUUUUCCUAUGAAAAAGGAAAAAAAGGAGUAAUUAAUUAUAUAAGAAUCGUUUAUAAAUGUAUUAGUGAUAUCUGUUUUAUAGGAUAUAAGCAAUCAGGUAAAUCAACUUUGCUUUCACUAAUUACUCAUAAAAUUCACACUGUUAAUAAUUUAUAUAUAUUGAAAAAAAUAAUUUUUAAGGACAAUUUACAAAUAUCUGUUGCUGAUUUUUUUAAUCAUAAUGAGGAUGAAUUAAAUCAAAAUAAAAAUAAGGAAAAAAUUAAUUCCUUUUACAUUACCCCAAAUGUGUUUAAAUAUUUAGAACUUACACACCUACUUGUCAUUAUCCUCGAUAUUAAUAACAGCCCAAUUACACAAUUCCGCAAUAUCAGGGAGGAGCUUAAGCUGAAGGACGAGCGGAUAUAUCGGAAACCGUACAUUGUCGUUAUAAACAAGUGCGACAUAAAAUUUGAUGAAAACAUAAAAAAGGCAGAAGCAGCUUAUAAGGAAAUAAAGAUGUACGCAGGAGAUGGAGUUCCUGUAUUUUUUAUAAGUGCAAAGUAUGCAGUCGGAGUAGCUGACUUCGUUCUUUGCCUAAGGAAUUGUGUGCAAAAAUUGAAGCAUGGCGAAAGUUAA
This is a messenger RNA of Plasmodium malariae, 1821 nucleotides long. RefSeq names its product GTP-binding protein, putative. Lineage: Eukaryota; Apicomplexa; Aconoidasida; Haemosporida; Plasmodiidae. Gene Ontology annotation, molecular function: GTP binding; GTPase activity. The record is from RefSeq and is a predicted model, not a curated record. The coding region runs from base 1 to 1821 and encodes 606 amino acids. Gene Ontology annotation, cellular component: mitochondrion. The transcript is spliced from 2 exons.